Molecule: messenger RNA, 1110 nt
Organism: Thermothielavioides terrestris NRRL 8126
Lineage: Eukaryota; Fungi; Ascomycota; Sordariomycetes; Sordariales; Chaetomiaceae
Exons: 4
Coding region: 1-1110 (369 amino acids)
Source: RefSeq, a predicted model, not a curated record
AUGUUGAGCUACGACGUGUUCCUGGUCUUGUCGGCAAUACUGGCCUUGGCCAGCGGCCAUGCCCAGCUUAUCAACAUCCAAGGCGAGCCAGGAUCUCCAGCCAGUGUUGGAUUCAAAGUGGACUUGGCCCUUGCCCGCAACUGCACCUCCAUCAGUCCUUGCCAGCAGGAUGCCACUAUCAUCCGAGACGCCGAGAUCGAAGCAAACAUUGUCAAUGAGUGCGGCAGGACCGAGUUGUCUGGCAACAUCGACAUCGGCGAGAACACGGAGAAUGCGCUGGCUGCGGGCCAGGUCACGCAAGUGAAGUCGGGCACCAAGUUGAAGGUCACUGUCCACCAGGUCAACGCCGACGGCGCCGGCCCGUUCUUCUGCGACCUCGAGGAGACGGGCAACACGGGCAAGUUCACAACGAACCUGACAGUGGAGAACAACGUCCCUGGGGUCAACGGCUUCUCCCAGGACAAGACGAAGGACUUCGUCAUGACGGUCGUAAUGCCGCAGAGCUUCAAGUGCAUCGGUGCGUCUACGGGCAAUGUCUGUACCGUUCGGUGCCGUAACAAUGCCUUGGCGGGUCCUUUCGGAGGCUGCUUCGCCGUCCAGCAGGUGGACACGGAACCGCACGUCAACACGCCGCAGAACAUCGACACGCAGCAGUCGCUCGACGCGGUGCUGAAGCAGGUGCAGCAGAACAACAAGGACCUGCCGGCGGCCAUCGCGGCCAACCAGGCCGACGGCCUCGCCGAGAACCAGCGGGCGGCCGCGAUCGUCAGCGCCCUCCUGGCCGAGAGCGUCGUGUCCAAGCCGGCUCCGACCCAGACGCCCGCCGUCGACCUGUCAGGCGGUCAGGCUGGUGGUGCUGGGGCCGCCUCUUCCACGGCCACGGCGGCUGCUACGACAGCUACGACAAUUACGAUCGGCUCCGCCGCAACACAGACGGCAAAGACUGGCAAGGGCGCGAGCAGGGGCGGAAAGGGCGGGAAUAACGGCAGGGCUACCGCCGAUGUCGACUCCAUUGUCAGUCGCAACGGUGGUCAGGUGAACAGUGUCAAUGGGGCGCAAGGGCUGAGGGUUUUGCGGUGGGCGAAGCGCAGCUCAGGAGGUGCUGAAUAG